ACAUAAGUGCGGCGCGGGAGGGGCGGCGUGGGCAGUGAGGCCGCCGCGGGAGUGCGGGGUGUGUGUUUUCGUGCGCUCCCAAAAGCGCACGAACUUGAUUUGCAAUUGUUUUUCUUAAUUUGUUUGUGUGGGAGUUUUUUGUUGUUGCUGUUUGCUUGUUUUUUUUCUUUUCCCCCCUCUCUUUCUCCGAAACUUUUCUGCGGCGUCAGAGCGCAGGGAGAGAGGAGGCGCGAUGGAGAGGAAGGCGUUCCUGGCCGCUCUCUGCCUGUGGUGGGUGGUUGCUCCGGCCGCCGGCGGCGCAGAAGCUGAGAACAAUUUUGAGGGAAUUGAGAGCAAGUUUUCCUUACGGACACCUGCAGAGCCCGUUGAGGAUGUCUGCUACCUGGUUCCUGGGCAGGUGGACAGCCUGGCACGCUGCAACUUCAACCAUACCAGUAAAACCUUUGUGGUGAUCCAUGGGUGGACGGUGACUGGAAUGUAUGAAAGCUGGGUCCCGAAGCUGGUGGAUGCUCUGUACAAGAGGGAACCUGACUCAAAUGUCAUUGUGGUGGACUGGCUGGUUCGAGCUCAGCAGCACUACCCAGUGUCUGCUGCAUACACAAAGCUGGUGGGAAAGGAUGUUGCCAUGUUUAUUGACUGGAUGGAGGAGAAAUUCAAUUAUCCUCUCAACAAUGUCCACUUGCUGGGCUACAGUCUAGGUGCUCAUGCUGCUGGAAUUGCUGGGAGCCUGACCAAGAAGAAGGUGAACAGAAUUACUGGGCUGGAUCCAGCUGGUCCUACCUUUGAGUAUGCUGAUGCCCCUACUCGCCUCUCCCCGGAUGAUGCUGACUUUGUGGAUGUCCUACACACCUACACUCGAGGCUCUCCAGACCGCAGCAUUGGGAUCCAGAAGCCUGUUGGACACAUUGAUAUUUAUCCUAAUGGUGGAGGUUUCCAGCCAGGGUGCAACUUGGGAGAAGCACUCCGGCUGAUUGCUGAAAAAGGCUUUGCAGAUAUGGAUCAGCUGGUGAAGUGCUCCCAUGAACGAUCCAUCCACCUCUUCAUUGACUCCCUCCUCUAUGAAGAAAAGCCCAGCAUGGCCUACCGCUGCAACACUAAGGAGGCCUUUGAAAAGGGUCUCUGCCUGAGCUGCCGGAAGAACCGUUGCAACAACUUGGGCUACAAGGUCAACAGAGUGAGAACAAAGAGAAACACUAAAAUGUACUUGAAGACCCGUGCUCAGAUGCCCUACAAAGUCUUUCAUUACCAGGUCAAGAUCCAUUUCUUUGGAAAGACUAAUGUGACCAAGACAAGCCAGCCAUUCCUGAUCUCUCUCUAUGGAACUCUAGAUGAGAGUGAGAACAUAGCUUUCACACUGCCUGAAGUCUCCUCAAACAAGACAUUCUCCUUCCUGAUUUACACAGAAGUGGACAUUGGUGACCUGCUUAUGCUGAAGCUGCAGUGGGAGAAAGACACCUUCUUCAGUUGGUCAGACUGGUGGACUCCUUUUACGUUUGACAUCCAGAGAGUCAGAGUGAAGUCAGGAGAAACUCAGAAAAAGGGAGUGUUCUGCUCUCGGGAUGGCACCUCACAUCUCAGCAGGGGAGAAGAAGCAGCAAUAUUUGUGAAAUGCUUGGAGCAACCUGUCAACAGGAAGAGAGGAGGUGUCAAGAAAGCCUCUAAAGAAAAUUCUGCUCUGGAGUCUGCUUAAGUGACAAGAAUGAAGACUAUUUUUAUUUUUCACCACACUGGGGAGGAGCAGAGUCAGUUCAUCCCCAUGGACUGGAUGUUCAGAACCAAAUAUAUAGAAAUAUUUAUCCACUGCUGGCUUUUUGCCUGCUAUUUCUAGCUAUUUUAGGAGACUUCUUGUAAGGAAGUCUCAGCAUAAAAAGUUACUAACAAUAAAUAUACAUUAUCCAAAUAGUUAAAGAAACCUGCAGAAGAACUUGCCAAAGGCUUGAGUGCUGGGAAGGAAUAGGUAAUUUUGGUUAAUCAUGAUGCCUUGUGACAAGGUUUCUUGACAUCAUAUACUCCAUAGCAAUUUUCUAGUAUUUGUUGAAGCAAAGCCCUGUAUGUGGCUUUUCUUUCAGAAUUCUGAAACUAGACAAGUUUUACUGUCUUGGCUAACUAAAUUUUGAGGCAGUUCAGUGGCUUGGAGUUCAUUGUCUUCAAGUGUGUGUUUUAGAAAAUGAGUAAGUUUCUCAUGUGAAAAAGCACCUUUACUGUGUGUAUUACUAAAAGAUGUCAGGGACUGAUUUAAUGUGGGGAUGAAUUUCUCGUUUGUGGUUAUGAAUGUGUUUUGCUGGAGGUAGGUCCAGUGCUGCUUAGUGAUAGAUAUGAUCUGUUGAGCUAUAGACUUCUAUACAGCUUACCCUGGAAUGAAUAGCAGUUGUAGGAGAAGACAGCAGUAUGUGUCCUAUGCAGACAUUCAACUUCUCAUGUGUGCUUUCAUUGCUUGAAAAUGAAACCAUCUAGCCUCCAACACUUUGUAAAUAAGGAACUGCAAAGGGAUUGAACUAGCAAAAACUGCAGGAAACAGUUCAGGUUUUCCUUCUUUCCCCUGUACUCGCCACCACCCCCAACACUUACAUCCCUGUACCAAAACUGUGACAAAUUUCCUCUGCUCUUUGACACCAGACAUCAGUCAUGCGGCUGCGUGGCUACUGUAUACAGUCUUCAGUACAAGUGAGUCCACUUGACAGGUAGCAAGCACGCUUUUGCUUCCCUGCACUGGAAUUAUGACUGCUGGUGACCCACCUCAAUUUGUUGCUUGGCUGUGAUACUGUACUAGAUCCUAGGAGCGGCUUGGUUUUCUGACAUGAGGUAGAAUUCAGCAAGGAGCAGGAGCUCUGACACUUAAAAUGAGCCUGAUUGCGUGAUGCACAAGAAUGAAUGCUCUGGCAAACACUUUAGUUGGAUAUGCUGCAAGUUGCCAAAUAUAUAUAUGUUGAAAGAAUUCUGCUUCCUAAGUAACGUGAAAUUUUUCCUAGUGCUCUGAAGGCUUCUAUAGCCCUCAGUUAACUUCCUAAAAGAUAAAGUUCUGGGAAGGCAGAAGGCCUUGAAGGUAGGCACUUGGAAAAGUGUUAUGUGAGGUGUUGAUGCUGGCUUGUGUAGUCUUUUUCUGCAUGUGCAAGACAGUGUGGAGGUGGUGAUUUGUCCAAUAUCAUCCCAUCUUGAAAGCAGAACCAACAUGUAUGCAUUUGUGUGCACAGCUUGUUUUUUUCCAGCCAUGGCUGCUAAUAUAUUUGGGGAUAAAUGUCUUAAACAGUGCAAUAUGUUGGAAUAUUAAUAACUCUGAAAUAGCUCACAUUUGAUUUUCUAACCCUUAAACUGCAGCGGAGAUAGGAUGAGUCACUGAGGGUGGGAUUGAGUAUUGAGCCGUUACAUUUGAGACCUCUAAAAAUAAAUACAGUGAUUUAUUCCCUUUAGACUUCACAUUUUGUUGCAGUUUUCUCUUAGUUGGAAAUGUCUGAACAGGUAUGCUCCUAAUACAGAAUUGAAAACAUACACAUACAGAACCUGGAUACAAAAUAGUGAAGGCUCUUGUACAUGAGGAUGCAUGAUUGAGCUUUGGUUGUUAUUUAUUAGCUGUAAAUAAGAUAUUUAUGUGUGUAAAGAUAGUUUGUAUAUAUUGCUAAAGUUGCUGACAGUCUCUACAUUAAUACAGUCGUGUGGUGUUAAUCUGUAUGUAGCUUUCAGAUUUUUAUCAACAAAACACUUAACGUUGCAUUAUUUCCUGUGUGGUUAUACUUUUUCUUUAAAAAAAAAAAGCUCCUCAUUUUUAUACAGAAUGGGAACUUAUGAUUUUAAUAAAAUUCUCAAACUCAA
Colius striatus (speckled mousebird) is the source of this 3807-nucleotide messenger RNA. RefSeq names its product lipoprotein lipase (gene LPL). Gene Ontology annotation, molecular function: apolipoprotein binding; lipoprotein lipase activity. Bases 233 to 1690 code for a protein of 485 amino acids. The transcript has 10 exons. Gene Ontology annotation, biological process: lipid metabolic process. The record is from RefSeq and is a predicted model, not a curated record. NCBI's taxonomy places the organism in Eukaryota, Metazoa, Chordata, Aves, Coliiformes, Coliidae.